AUGGCGGCUGUAGCCGUCACACGCCGGAGGCUCUCGGCGCUCCUCCUCUCCUCCCGCGCGAUUCCCCGUCGCCUCCUCCUCCUCACCGGCGCCGCCGCCUCUGCGCCCUCAGCCCACCCCUCUCCGUGGGCGCCGCCGUCGCGAGGGGCAAAGACGGCGCUGCCGGGAAGGCCCGGGUACUCUCCGCUCAACGACCCGUCCCCGAACUGGAGCAACCGGCCACCCAAGGAGACCAUCCUGCUGGAUGGCUGCGACUACGAGCACUGGCUCAUUGUCAUGGAGUUCCCCGCCGACCCCAAGCCCUCCGAGGAAGAUAUGGUGGCCGCCUACGUCAAGACCCUCACCGCUGUGCUCGGAAGUGAGGAGGAGGCAAAGAAGAAGAUCUACUCAGUAUGCACUACAACUUACACAGGGUUUGGUGCGUUGAUUUCGGAGGAGUUAUCAUACAAAGUUAAAGGAUUGCCGGGAGUUCUUUGGGUAUUACCUGAUUCAUAUUUGGAUGUGCCUAACAAGGAUUAUGGAGGUGAUCUCUUUGUAGAUGGCAAAGUCAUUCAUAGGCCACAAUUUCAGUUCACUGAGAGGCAGCAGGUAAGGAGCAGACCUCGUCCCCGCUAUGACAGGCGACGAGAGACUAUGCAGGUUGAGCGAAGAGAAACUAUGCAGAGAGGUCCUUCAGUACAAGAGCACAGACCUCCGUUUUCUAAGCAGGUUGCUCAAAAUAAUGGGCAGCAUGAAAUCGUACCGCCAGGAAGGAACUAA
Molecule: messenger RNA, 759 nt
Organism: Triticum turgidum subsp. durum (durum wheat)
Lineage: Eukaryota; Viridiplantae; Streptophyta; Magnoliopsida; Poales; Poaceae
Source: the annotation of a GenBank genome assembly